This is a messenger RNA of Sitodiplosis mosellana (orange wheat blossom midge), 4267 nucleotides long. It is a transcript of the gene Zip48C, whose product is annotated as zinc transporter ZIP11. Gene Ontology annotation, molecular function: zinc ion transmembrane transporter activity. The record is from RefSeq and is a predicted model, not a curated record. The coding region runs from base 2755 to 3828 and encodes 357 amino acids. The transcript has 8 exons. NCBI's taxonomy places the organism in Eukaryota, Metazoa, Arthropoda, Insecta, Diptera, Cecidomyiidae. Gene Ontology annotation, cellular component: membrane. Gene Ontology annotation, biological process: zinc ion transmembrane transport.
GAACUGUCAAAAACGACAACACACAUAUCAAUCAAUCGUGUGCAAAUAACAUCUUCGGACGCAUCAUUUUCGGCUGUUUUCAAUUGCAAUCCAGAUCACAAGUAAACGACGACAACGUCGAGCAACAAUCAAUAAAUAGAAAAUAACCAUCGGAUUGAUUGUAUCAAGUAGAAAAAACGACAAAGCCACACACUUUGCACAUUCUUUCAUUCAUCAUUCAAUUCAAUUUAAUAUCAUCAACACUUGAAUUCAUCUGGUUUUGUUGUUGUUUAAAAUUGAUUUGCAUUUGUGUGCGUUGUUGUGUUUCUCCCUAUGAGCUUCAAGUAAUAGAUGAACAAAACAUAUAUUAUUACAUUGAGAAAGUAUUGAAAAAGAAUAAAUUCUCGUGAAUCAAAUGGUUUUUGUUCCAUUUAAUUUUGCAUUUUUUGUUGUGGUUGCGGGCACUUGACUGAGAACAAAUAUACAAACAAAAUUUUUUUUUUUUUUUGACACAAGCGACUGAUAAAAAAUAAGCCCACAUUUUUAAUCAUGUAAUGAUUGCAUCAUUUACAUAUUCUGAGUAUCAACACUGCAUUUUGUCAUUGAUGAAUGAUAAACAUAUGAAAAAUCGCAUAAAAUUUGUUUGACGAAAAAACGGCAACACUUUGUUUUGUUCUGUUAUUGUAACGGGUAAGUAUAACUCUUUUUUCUGUGCUGUUGCUGUGUGUUUCGUUUAAUAAAUUCCAAUUUGAAAAAAAAAAAAUACAGAGAGAAUUUGAGAUCAUGUUUUUGAUAAGAAAACAAUUCCGUAUUUCCCAAAAUUGACGUACACUUUGAAAAUAAUGUUUCAAUAAUGUGCUGUUUCGAGUGUUUUUCUGCUGCUGCUGCUGCUGCUGCUGCCCAUGUGUGUGUUUUUUCUCGCCAAAAUGUUUCGACAAAUGAAUAUUUAUUGGAAUUGCUUGAGUGAUAAAAUGCUUCAAUUUAAAAUUGGAACGAUUCGUGUGGCGCUCAUCAACCAGUUUUGUGUUGUGUUUAGGAAGCAGGCGAACAAUUUCUAAUAUGAGUAUACCACGAGUAGUUUUUUGAGUUCAUUCCAUUGGAUUUAGUAGAAAAAAGAACCACGCGGCGUCGACUGAAUGAAGCGACAAAGAUACAAGUGGCUGAUGGCAAAUAUUUUGUGAAAUGGUUAUUGCUAUGACAAGUGUAACUCUGCCGCAAUCGUAAUCACUUUCAAUGCAAUGAGGCUGGAGCAAUGUGUGUUAGGAAGCAAAAAAGAGAUCUUCUUAUUUAUACCACACGAAACUUAUUUCUUCUACAAUGCAAACAGAAGUUGUGUUCAGCGACAGUAGCUUUGUAUUUAGCCCAAGCAAGCUUUGUGUUUAACAAUAUGAACAACGAAGUGAGAUGGCGCUUCCGCCGCAAAUAAAUGCCAAAUUCAUUGUGAUCUGUGCCGAAUAUAUACCAAACUCGCACCUCAUACAACGCAAAUCAGGAAACUUUGAUCAUGAAAUCAUUGCCGAUUUAUCCGAAUAUUAUCGUCUUUACGUGAGUCAUAAAUCCGGUCUAAGGCAAAGCAAUAAUUGUUCCAUCAGCCAUCAUUUAUACACGCAAAUCAUUCGCCAAUGUGAUUCGAUAAGUGAAUUAUUUUAUUGCUGCCUUGGAAUGGCAUACACUCACUUCACGAUCGCUAAAAAUGAACACAACACAAAAGAAAAAAGUAUUUGCGUUUCAUGGUCUACGUGACAAAUGCAAAGGAGUAAAUUGUAAAAGAGUUUGUGUCAGGACAAAACACAAGCCAUUAAAAACUUUGAUGUAUAUUGCUUUGAAAGUAGUCAAUUGAACCAAAAACCGAACAUCUCACGCAAAACGUGUGCAGCUCCAAAAACAACGUGGUUGUGAAGAGUAUUUUUGCACAUCUAUUGACUAUCAGUUAAAGCAAAAUUUAUUACACAUCAAGUUAAUGUCUUUGCAAAUGGAUUUUAAUCUUGUGUUGAUUAUUGAUAUACGAUACAACACACAUAAAGAUAUCAUCUAGUUCCAUACAACCAACUUCGAAUGAAGAAUCAGAAUUGGCAUCUUUUAACGGUUUUCAUUAAUUAUGCAUUGCGAAUAAAAUUCAAUGUGUAAAAACAAAGACAACAAUUGUAAAUUACCUCGUGUGUUGGUGAUGAAAUUGAGCAAUGAUGAUUUGAUUAGACUACACUAUAUACUCCAUAUAAAGGUCUACCGACACUUUAGUAUUCUCUCAGACGUGUCUUAGCCAUGGUACUGAAGUUAAACAAGAUUGUAGCAGGCAAACGGUCCAAUUUUUACAGUAGAUUAAUAAGAAACCUGGUGAAUUGUGUUUCCUGAUAAAUCGAUCCAUUGAUAGUACCGAGUAUUGUGUAACGAAUAAAUAUUUAACGAUAAUAAUUAGAAUUGCGGUGGAAGAAAAAAAAGAAGUACAUAAAUUUAAACUGAAACAAAAAGUUCCAAGUACUUUAUUCUCACGCCUUUUUCCAUCCAUAAAUCAAGUGACAAACCCAUUGUUUUAUGAUAUGUAAGUUAGCUUGUGAAUGAAUGCGGAACAGUGAUAACAGCAAAAACAAAUGAAACUGAAAACCGAGCAAAACAAAAACAAAUUCCGUUUUUGACAACACAAAGUUUUCCGUUGAUUGAAGUCCGUGGGCAUUUGUUCUUCUUCUACACGUCAGUCAAGCGAUUUCAAAACCAUUUUAUUGAUCUAAUUGCAAUCGAAAGUCGCGAGUGGUGUCGAUCACACUCGCAAAUAGAACAAUGAUUCAGGGGUACGGCCCAGUAACACAAGCACUUUUAGGCACACUUUUAACAUGGGGUCUAACGGCGUUUGGCUCUGCCAUGGUGAUAUUUCUACGUGGUAACCAGCGUAAAUCGUUGGAUAUUGCGCUCGGUUUUGCGGCUGGCGUGAUGAUUGCCGCUUCGUUUUGGUCGUUGUUAGCUCCAGCCAUUGAACUUGCCGUCAAAUCACAAACGUAUGGAGCAAAUGGCGAAUACGCAUUCAUACCCGUAGCCGGUGGAUUUCUAUUAGGCUCUAUUUUUGUAUUUGCAACCGACAAAGUUAUUUCAUAUUUAGGAAUUAAUAGCCCACACAUGAUGAUUGCACUCACGCAUACAAAUAAGGACAAAGCUGAUAUCGCACUAGACGAUGCCGAGAAUAAUGCACACUUUGCCAAGAAGACACAAUAUGUUCGCACAAUAGAUGAUCAAUGCACAACGAUAGGUUUGGAUAGUUUUACCGACUGCUUGAAUCAACAGCAUUCCAAUUUGGUGACCUCACGUCGACGCACUGUGAAGAGUUCAUCGGAGAGUCAUAACAGCGAAAUCUAUACGGCAAGUCAGCAAGCGAUCAACCAAGCGAGCGCAUUGUCACAAUGGAAACGAAUUAUGCUACUGGUCAUUGCCAUUACGGUGCACAAUAUCCCCGAAGGAUUAGCGGUUGGAGUGAGCUUUGGUGCUAUUGGAAAUACUGAUUCGGCUACAUUUGAGGCCGCUCGAAAUUUAGCCAUUGGAAUUGGUAUACAAAAUUUCCCAGAGGGAUUGGCUGUGAGUUUGCCGUUACAUGCAGCUGGAUUUAGCAUGUGCCGUGCAUUUUGGUAUGGUCAACUAUCUGGCAUGGUUGAGCCAAUAUUCGGUAUACUUGGCGCUGUGGCGGUGACAGUUGCAUCAACUAUUCUGCCGUAUGCAUUGUCAUUUGCAGCCGGUGCCAUGAUUUAUAUUGUUGCGGACGAUAUCCUCCCCGAAGCACAUACAAGUGGAAAUGGAUUGCUAGCGACCUGGGGUACAGUUGUCGGAUUUAUUGUCAUGAUGUGCCUUGAUGUAGGCUUGGGAUAAUAAAAACACCAAUUUUUAUCAAAAUAGACAUCGUUCCAAUAUGUUCGGAAUAUAUGUAUUUCUGUGCAAGAACAAAAACAAAACUUAUGCAUUCGCUGCAUAUAAAAUUCAGUUUGAAAAGAAAAAAUUAAAAUGAAAAUAAUACAAAAAUCGACAUUAGGAUCAUUGUUAAUUUCUAUUUUGUAGCUAGUUCAAAAAAAUGUAAUUGUUGACGAAAAGAAAGAGAUAUGUCAUAAUCGUACUUAGUUUUCUUUGUGUUUUCUUCAAUCAAUGUAACAUAUUCCAGACGAAUGAGAUCACUUAUUAUUGUUUAUAAGAACCUCACUUCAAUUUGAAGAAUUGAAAAAAAAGCAACAGGAAAUAAAAACAAGAUUAAUAUUGUAAUAUAGCGUAAUAGUUGAGAAAAAAAGGGAGAGAAAAUAAAAUAUAAUUUUUUUCA